Sciurus carolinensis (gray squirrel) is the source of this 2597-nucleotide messenger RNA. RefSeq names its product interferon induced protein with tetratricopeptide repeats 2 (gene Ifit2). Gene Ontology annotation, cellular component: cytosol. The record is from RefSeq and is a predicted model, not a curated record. Bases 136 to 1482 code for a protein of 448 amino acids. Gene Ontology annotation, molecular function: protein binding. Gene Ontology annotation, biological process: defense response to virus. The transcript is spliced from 2 exons. NCBI's taxonomy places the organism in Eukaryota, Metazoa, Chordata, Mammalia, Rodentia, Sciuridae.
UGUAAAGUUGACUGCAGAGAAACAGGAAGAGAAAUCACCUGCUUGCCGCUAUAUAAGGGUCUCCAGCAUCUAUAGGAGGCAGAAGAGGAAAGUUUCUGAAGCACACAGCAGCCUGAACUGCAGCCCUUCAGCACAAUGGAGAACUGCUCCGAAACAGUAAGUGAAAUCACUAAGAAAUCUUUGGAGAAGAGCCUACAGCAGCUAAAAUGCCAUUUCACCUGGAACUUGAUGGAGGGAGAAAAGUCCUUGGAUGAGUUCGAGGACAAAGUGCUUAACAAGUAUGAGUUUCAGAACGAUGAAUUUAAAGCCACAACAUACAACCUAUCAGCCUACAUAAAGCAUCACAGAGGCCAAUAUGAGGCAGCCCUGGCAUUCUUGAGGAAAGCUGAAGAGUCAAUCCAAGAAAAGUAUCCAGACCAAGCAGAGAUCAGAAGUCUGGUCACCUGGGGAAACUACGCCUGGGUCUACUACUACAUGGACCAACUCGAAAUCGCUCAGUCUUACGUGAACAAGGUGAAAGAAGUCUGUGCGAAGUUCUCCAGCCCCUACAGAAUUGAAAGUCCUGAGUUUGAGUGUGACGAAGGGUGGGCUCGGUUAAAAUGCACAAAAAAUCAAAAUGAAAGAGCAAAGAUGUGUUUCGAGAAAGCUCUGGAAAAGAACCCAAAGAACCCAGAAUCCACCUUUGGAUGGGCCAUCGCCAACUACCGUCUGGAUGACAAGCCACCAUCUCGGAACUCCAUGGAGCCCCUGAAGAAAGCCACGGAGCUGAAUUCACACAACCAGUACAUUAGAGUUCUCUUGGCUCUAAAGCUUCAAAAGAUGAAUGAAGAAGACAAAGGAGAGAGCUUAGUUAAAGAAGCCUUAAAGGAAGCUCCAGAUGCAACGGAUGUACUGCGCGCUGCAGCGAAAUUUUAUCAAAAAAACCCUGACCUGUCUAUAAAGCUGCUAAAAAGGGCUUUAAAACACAUGCCAGACAAUGCCUACUUGCAUUACUCCAUUGGGUGCUGCUACAGGUCAAAAAUCCUUGAAUUACUGAACGGAAGAGAGAAUAAAAAUGUUGGGGGAGUAGAGGAUUUACCGGAACUAAUAGGACAAGCCGUGGAUCAUUUAAAGAAAGUUGAGAACAAUGGAAAUCUCCUGCAUGUCUGUAGCUAUCUUGCUGCUAUCUAUGUGAUAGCAGGUAAGUACAAAGAAGCAGACCAUUACUUCCAAAAAGAAUUCAGCAAGGAGCUUACUCCAGUGGGUAAACAAUUGCUCCACCUGAGGUAUGGCAAUUUUCUGUGGUAUCAAAUGAAAUGCAAGGAAAAGGCCAUCCACCAUUAUUUAGAGGGUGCGAAAAUAAAGCAGGAAUCAAAGGAGAGAGAAAAGAUAAAAACCAAACUGCAAAAGAUUGUCCAAUGGCAACUUUCCCAAAAUGAAGCAGAUUCUGAAGCCUUGCAGCUCUCGGCAUUGCUUCAAGGGUUGAAUGAGGAUAGGCAAUAAGCAGAGGAAGACUCUGAGAGGGUAGUGGACUCUGAAAGUUUCGUCCCUUCGACAAAAAAUGAGAAAUUGGGACAUGGUGUCCAUAGGGCUACAGCUAGAACAGAGUUGAAAGCCUUCUACCAAAUUGGUAUUCAAAAUAUUCAAUGACUAUUAUGACACAACAUGGACUGAAACACUGGACAUAGUCCCAGAUCAGUGUUAUGGGGGAACCCUGCUGUGCCAUCCACAGCUCCACUCCAUAUUCAUUUCCUCUCUAUCUCCCUCUCCUCCCUAUCUCUGCCUUCUUCUUCCUGUUCCCUAAGCAAUACUCAAUGUAAAGUGAAUACCCAUGGUAGAAAUGUUGUUUGAAAAACUGAGAGCAGAGAUCUAGUCAAAUUUAGAAGAGGGCCUGUCUAGGAGACGAUCAAGCAACCAAAGUUCAAGACUUUUAAGACACAUGUGGGAAGAUUUUGCCUCCAAUCCACUGUCCCUGAAAUUGUAAUACAGCAUGUACAUAAGAAAAAAGUAUUCUGUACAAUAUGUUUCAUUUAGAAACUGAAAUACACAGUUCUUUAAAAACCUCUAUGGAAAAACAAAUGUCUCACAAAGGCUAAGCGAAAGACAGAGAAGGAAAUGCUGGUUUCUCUUUGUAGAUUGUAAUCACAGGAAGAAAUAUUUACUUUUGAAACCACUAUUAGGAACAUUUCUUUGUCAUUGCUUUCUUCAAAAAAAAGUCUCACCUAACUCAGGUUUGAGAUAAUGGGAAAGCAGCUGAAUGGAAGAAUAACUUGGUGACUAAGGGCCUAGUGGAAGGUCUUAGGAAUUGACAUUGACAAUGAACAGUGGGUUUCUUUUUUCCUCCCUUAAGAAAUGUUACACAUUAGGUGAUACAAACCUAAUACAAAAUUCUUUUAACUCAGAAAAUCUUCGUAAACAUAAGUUUAUAUUAGUAUUUGUGAUUAAACAAUUAAAACAGCAUAUAAAAUUCAACAUUUUUUAAAAUUAAUUUCAACUACUGUAACAAUGGUUCAUGUUAUUUCCCAUAUUGAAUGUAGUGCUGUAUGUAUUUGAGAUCAUCCGUGUGCACAGUUAAAAUUUCUGAAAAAAGUCAUAAGUUUGAUUAAUAAAUAACUUUU